AUGGCGUUUGAGCAGAUACCAAAAAAGGAUUGGUACAGCAUUCUGGAAGCAGACCCAUCUGCAAGUGUGUCAGACCUAAAACAAAAGUAUCAAAAACUCAUUUUAAUGUAUCAUCCAGAUAAACAGAGUGCAGAUGCGCCAGCAGGAUCAGUGGAGGAAUGUAUACAGAAGUUCAUUGAAAUUGAUCAGGCAUGGAAAAUUCUUGGGAAUGAAGAGACAAAAAAAGAGUAUGACCUGCAGCGACAUGAAGAUGAUCUAAGAAAUAUGGGACCAGUAGAUGCUCGAAUAUAUCUUGAAGAAAUGUCUUGGAAUGAAGAUGAUCAUUCCUUUUCUCUGAGCUGUCGAUGUGGUGGAAAGUACAGUGUUUCAAAGGAUGAAGCAGAAGAAGUUACGCUGAUUUCUUGUGAUACAUGUUCACUAGUUAUCGAACUCCUUCAUUAUCGCUGA
Molecule: messenger RNA, 447 nt
Organism: Rangifer tarandus platyrhynchus (Svalbard reindeer)
Lineage: Eukaryota; Metazoa; Chordata; Mammalia; Artiodactyla; Cervidae
Source: the annotation of a GenBank genome assembly